Molecule: messenger RNA, 756 nt
Organism: Thalassophryne amazonica
Lineage: Eukaryota; Metazoa; Chordata; Actinopteri; Batrachoidiformes; Batrachoididae
Gene: pebp1
Product: phosphatidylethanolamine binding protein 1
Exons: 4
Coding region: 70-633 (187 amino acids)
Biological process (GO): negative regulation of MAPK cascade
Source: RefSeq, a predicted model, not a curated record
UGACAGAGGAAGAAGAAGAAGCUAGCAACAGCAGCGCGGUGUGGCGUGUUCGGUUAAAAAGUUGUCAAAAUGCCCGUAGAUUUGGAUCAGUGGACCGGGCCUCUUUCUUUGACGGACGUUGAGGAAAAGCCUGCACGCCCUCUGGAUGUAAAAUAUGGCCUGGUGACAAUUGACGAGCUUGGCAAAGUGCUCACACCAACGCAGGUGCAGAACAGACCCACCUCCAUUGACUGGGAGGGGUGCGACUCCUCAAAACUCUACACCCUGGCCUUGACUGACCCGGAUGCUCCCAGCAGACGCAAUCCCAAAUUUAGGGAGUGGCAUCACUUCCUGGUAGUCAACAUGAAGGGCAAUGACGUUUCCACUGGCUGUGUUAUGUCAGACUACGUGGGCUCUGGCCCACCAAAGGACACAGGUCUUCACCGGUAUGUGUGGCUGGUGUACGAGCAGUCAGGCAGCCUGUCUUGCACUGAACCCGCCCUCAGCAACCGCUCUGGUGAUAACCGUGGCAGGUUUCAGAUCAAGAGCUUCAGAAAGAAGUAUAACCUGGGAGACCCCGUGGCUGGAACCUGCUACCAGGCUGAGUGGGAUGACUAUGUCCCCAAACUGUAUGAGCAGCUGGCUGGAAAGUAAAAUAACCACUGAAAUAUAGAUCACUGAGCACUCGGGCUUCCUGGCCUGACAGAAACAAAAGCCCCCAAGAACAGAAUGUUUUCAAUCCACAAUACCAACAAUAAAAAGAUGGUUACAUACAGA